AUGCAGGUUGAAGUCGACCCUAAGGAGGAUACUGAGUGGAACGAUAUCCUCCGUCAACAUGGUAUCAUUCCAGAGAAACCCAAAGAUCCAGAACCUCUUAUUCAAGAGGCUCUGAUCGCUGCUCAGCACAGGGCGCACGAGAACCGGCUCGAGGACAAGGACCUCGACGAGCUGGACGCACUGGAGGAUGAAGAAGAUGAAGAGUUCCUUGCAAGCUAUCGGGACAAGCGACUCGCCGAACUCUCCACGCUUCAAAAGACCAGCCUCUUCAAUCAAGUGUACCCGCUGCAAAAGGUAGAUUAUGCCCGGGAGGUCACGGAGGCAUCGAACAGUGCUUAUGUUCUGGUCAACCUCACCUCAAUGGGCGGGAAUGUUGAAUCGCGCGUAUUGACAGAGCUCUGGAGGCAACUGGCAGCUAAAUUCGGUGACAUCAAGUUCUGCGAAAUUCGCGCAGACAUGUGUAUUGAAGGAUAUCCGGAGAAGAACACGCCCACAAUCCUGGUGUACAAGGACACCGAGAUUAAGAGGCAGCUUAUCACGCUGCAGCAAUUGAAGGGUCCCCGGACCAAGGUCGAAGACAUUGAGCGUCUGCUCGUUGACCUUGGUGCUCUGAAGGAAGGUGAUGUUCGUCUGAAGAAACGGGACGACGAGGACGACUACAAACAAGAUGAUGAUUUGAACGUUGAAGAUUAUGAUGAUGACUGGGAUUGA
Messenger RNA from Penicillium soppii, 711 nucleotides. Its product is annotated as phosducin family protein. Gene Ontology annotation, cellular component: cytoplasm. Gene Ontology annotation, biological process: protein folding. Lineage: Eukaryota; Fungi; Ascomycota; Eurotiomycetes; Eurotiales; Aspergillaceae. Bases 1 to 711 code for a protein of 236 amino acids. The record is from RefSeq and is a predicted model, not a curated record. The transcript is spliced from 4 exons.